Mesocricetus auratus (golden hamster) is the source of this 1162-nucleotide messenger RNA. It is a transcript of the gene Vps25, whose product is annotated as vacuolar protein sorting 25 homolog. NCBI's taxonomy places the organism in Eukaryota, Metazoa, Chordata, Mammalia, Rodentia, Cricetidae. The coding region runs from base 51 to 638 and encodes 195 amino acids. Gene Ontology annotation, biological process: protein transport to vacuole involved in ubiquitin-dependent protein catabolic process via the multivesicular body sorting pathway. The transcript has 6 exons. The record is from RefSeq and is a predicted model, not a curated record. Gene Ontology annotation, molecular function: structural molecule activity; protein homodimerization activity. Gene Ontology annotation, cellular component: ESCRT II complex.
GCCUGGGGCUCUAGAGUCCGGAACCUUUCUGCUGUGCUGUCUGCCCGGACAUGCUGAGGCGGAAACAGGAAGCCCCUUGUCGGUUCCGGGUUUUCUGUGCUACUACGAUGGCGAUGAGUUUCGAGUGGCCGUGGCAGUACCGCUUUCCGCCCUUCUUUACGUUACAGCCGAACGUGGACACUCGGCAGAAGCAGCUGGCCGCCUGGUGCUCUCUGGUUCUGUCCUUCUGCCGCCUGCACAAACAGUCCAGCAUGACGGUGAUGGAAGCCCAGGAGAGCCCGCUCUUCAACAACGCCAAGCUACAGCGAAAACUUCCUGUGGAGUCGAUCCAGAUUGUAUUAGAAGAGCUAAGGAAGAAAGGGAACCUCGAGUGGUUGGAUAAGAAUAAGUCUAGCUUCCUGAUCAUGUGGCGGAGGCCAGAAGAAUGGGGGAAACUCAUUUAUCAAUGGGUUUCCAGGAGCGGCCAGAACAACUCUGUGUUCACCCUGUAUGAACUGACGAGUGGGGAAGACACGGAGGAUGAAGAGUUCCAUGGGCUGGAUGAGGCGACCCUACUACGUGCUCUGCAGGCCCUACAGCAGGAGCACAAGGCUGAGAUUAUCACUGUCGGUGAUGGCCGAGGAGUCAAGUUCUUCUAGCAGAGACCUGUCUCCCUCUGCUUCUUACCUCCCACCUUUCCAGGGCUUUCAGAAGGAGACAGACCAAGUGUUCCACAGACUGGAUCAGUCACUCACCAGACUCAAAGGGCUCAAGUCCUGAAAGCUUGGACUUAGGGAUGUUUCCCACUUAAUCCAUUCUACCUGUCCCUGGGAUCCUGUGAGUCCAUGGUGCCAGGAAGAAAGGAUGCGUUUCUUGCCCUACCUCCUUCCCCAUCCCAGACUGUCCCUGGGCCAGGGUCUAUAAACCUGACACUUCACAUGUGUUCUCACACCUAAGUACACACCCACAUGCGCCUGCACAAGCUUCUGUCUCCUCCCCCCCUCCCACUCCGUUAGCUGCUGCCGCCUCCCCUCUCAGGCUGGUGCUGCAUCCCUCCUAGGGGAUGGGGAAACCCUGGCUGCAGGCAGCCUUCCAGGCAGUAUGGCGAUAGGAAGCCCCAGAAGGGGCCUGGCCGUGAAAAGCAGGCCCACUCUGACUUAGGAUAUUAAAAUCUCUACUCCCA